This is a messenger RNA of Pogoniulus pusillus (Red-fronted tinkerbird), 6979 nucleotides long. It is a transcript of the gene ENTPD1, whose product is annotated as ectonucleoside triphosphate diphosphohydrolase 1. Gene Ontology annotation, cellular component: plasma membrane. Lineage: Eukaryota; Metazoa; Chordata; Aves; Piciformes; Lybiidae. The record is from RefSeq and is a predicted model, not a curated record. Bases 1032 to 2537 code for a protein of 501 amino acids. The transcript is spliced from 13 exons. Gene Ontology annotation, molecular function: hydrolase activity.
CUACAGCACCUUUAGCAAGGGUUGUAGCAGACAAGGAGUAUUUGGUUAAUAUGAGUCUGUGCCCAUGCACAGAAGUGGACCUGCCCUAUAUGCAUGAAAACCUGCUCCUGCCAAGACCUUACUCCUUGUAGCAAUAGGAUCUCUGAGGCAUCAAACCCACCCCUGAGCCGAUCUCAAAACAGGAUGGCUCAAUUAUUAACCCAAAGCUUAAGUCUUUGAAUGGAGCUAUUCAUUGACUAGGAAAAUCAGCUGACUCCAUUCUCCAGAGGCUAAAGAGUACCGAAAUUGUUCCAGAGAACAACUUGCAGAAAAGGCUGCUUAAGCACAAAAAAAUCUAGAUGCCUGCUGUAAGAAAUAAUUUGAACUCCUCUGUGCAUUUAGCACUCUGCAUCUCUAUUGGAACCCAUGCUGGGGCAGUGUCCUCAUCCUGCAGCCAGCCAGCCAGCCUAGGACGUGGACCCACAAUGAUUACAGACCAAUACAGGGAGGCCUGAUUCAGUCAAAAUGACCUCUUCCCUCGGGAGCCAGCGAUGAAGUCCUGCCUCACACCACGGCCCCUGCGGAGCCCACAGCGGCUGUUCCUUCGAGUAGCAUCCCCUGGUCCCGCCCAUCUUCCCCCGGCCAGGCGGGACCCUCCGACCCGGCGGGACCCUUCAGUCCGGCGAAGUGGCCCACGGCGCCAGCUCUUCAAUGAAUCUGUGCUUUAAGAAAUGCAGGAGGUCAGCCUGCAAAUUAGAUGGAUUUGAGUCAGUAGAGUCAAAACUUAACCCCUCCCACAAAGCUCAGGGACCACUGAGAAGCCCAUGUUCAUGAACACCUCUCACUAAGGCAGCUCAGAGCCGGAGGAGCCUGAGAAGCCUGAGAGAGGAAGAAGAGGAGAGCGAGAGAGGAGGGAGCGAGCACUGGCACUGAUGGACGAGCCAAAGGCAGGAUGGCUGACUGUGAGAGCUAAGGUGCCUGAAAUGAGGAAAAGGAGGCACUGAGCAGCCAUCUGUCCUAGGACUCCUGGGGGAUGAGAUACUAAACCAAAGAUGUCCUGGACAAGAAAGAUCCUACUCAUCCUGGGAUUCCUCUCUACUUUGGCUGUAAUUGCUUUAAUUGCUGUAGCAGUGACCCAAAACAAGCCCCUUCCGAAGAACAUUAAGUAUGGGAUUGUGCUGGAUGCAGGGUCAUCCCACACCAACCUGUAUGUGUACGAGUGGCCAGCAGAGAAGGAGAACGACACUGGGGUGGUGCAGCAGGUGGAGGUGUGUAAAGUUGAAGGCCCUGGGAUCUCAGGUUACUCCCACGCCACAGAGAAGGCAGGUCCCUCUCUGGCACAGUGCCUACGACAAGCAGAAGAGGUGAUUCCCUCACAGCAGCACCAAGAGACACCUGUCUACCUCGGAGCAACUGCUGGCAUGCGGCUUCUCAGCUUGGAGAAUAAAAGUGCAGCUGACAAAGUCUUGUCCUCAGUAGAGAAGACGCUACGCUCAGCUCCCUUCAACUUCCAGGGUGCCAGAAUCAUCAGUGGUCAGGAAGAAGGCGCCUAUGGAUGGAUCACCAUUAAUUAUCUGCUGGGCAAUUUCAAGCAGUCUGGCUGGACAAAAUUUCUGCUUUCUCUGAAAUUUGUCAGUGAGACUUCAGGAGCGCUAGACCUUGGAGGAGCCUCAACACAAAUUACCUUUGUACCAAACGAACUCUCUCAUGAGUCCCCAGAGAACCUGCUCUAUUUCCGUCUCUACGGCAAGGAUUACCAAGUAUACACACACAGCUUUCUCUGCUAUGGCAAGGACCAAGCUCUGCAACAGAAACUGGCCAGGGACCUACAGACCAUGGAGAACAGCACCCUCUUUGAUCCAUGUUUUCACGAAGGCUAUCAGAGGACUAUAAAUCUAAGUGACCUCUUCAAGAACCCUUGUACAUCAGACAAGAAAAAGCAAUUCCCUUUCAGCCAACUGUUCAUACAGGGAGAGGGGGAUUAUCAAAAGUGCCGGACAAACAUCCAGAAACUCUUUAAUAAAACCAGUUGUCCUCACUCCAGUUGCUCCUUCAAUGGGAUAUACCUACCUCCACUACAAGGGGAUUUUGGGGCUUUUUCUGCUUUCUACUUUGUGAUGAACUUUUUGAACCUGACCAGUGAACAAAGCCCUGUUGCCCUGGACAAAGUGGCCAGCACCAUUGAGAGCUUCUGUGCUCGGCCUUGGAAUGAGGUGAAGACAGUGUAUCGCCAUGUAAAAGAAAAGUACCUGAGCGAGUACUGCUUCUCUGGAGCCUACAUCCUCUCUCUCCUGGAAAAUGGCUACAAAUUCACUGAAAAGAAUUGGCAAAGCAUCCACUUCCUUGGAAAGAUCGGCGGCAGUGAUGCAGGCUGGACUCUGGGCUACAUGCUGAACCUGACCAACAUGAUCCCCGCAGAGGAGCCUGCCGUGCCCCCUCUUUCCCACAGCAGCUACGUGGGGCUGAUGGUGCUGUGCUCCCUCGUGCUGGUGGCUGUGCUCCUGUUCGCCUGGCUUCUCUUCCACAAGCCCAAGUGCCUGCAGAAGGGGAUUGUUUAGGAAGAGCCUUGGGAGGAGAGGGGCCAUGUCAGUCUGUCUGCUUAGGGCUAGGAGACCCCAGCAGAGCAGGCUGUACUGCAGAGUCCCUCUCGACUCUCACUGAACCUACUGACUGCAUACAACAAGGGCAUUUAUUUCUUCUGACUCGUACUUGCACUGACAGACAUCGGGGCAUCAGGAUCGCCACCGCUCUCUACCAAGGACAGAGAAGCAAAUGUCCCCUCUUUGAGUGGGUCAUACUUUCAUUCAGUGAAACUUUGCUGCUUAUUGUUUUUUUGCCUUGUGCACAAGAGAUGUGCAUGAAAAGUGGCAGCGAUCUUAGGGAGCCAGUGCUCCUGCAAGGGUAAUCUCAGGGUCACACAUCCCACAGAGCUUUUUGGAACAAUCACAAGGAGUUCCUACUCCUUCUUAGCUGAAGCUGUUCUUGAGAGCCCCUCCCGCAACAGCACACCCACAUUUGCCUCCCUGUGCCCUGAGCCCUUGCAGUCCUACAGCUGGAUAUGGUCACCUGCACCUGGCUGACCUCCAAAGGCUAGCCAGGCUCCCAAGCACCACUCCGGAAAAAGAAGGGAUGAGGAUGAAGAAACUGAAUGUGCUGGUGGCCAUCGGCCCUUAACUGGGCUCUGGUGGCUGUCUGCUCCAUUUGCAGGUGGCAAGAAGCCUCUUUCCCAUGUCUUCCUGAUGUUGUUGCUGGACCAAAGCUGGCUCACUGUUACACUGAGCCAUUUCCAAGUCCCUAGGGUACAUCUAGACAAAAGUUCCCAACCAGGCAUUGCUGAUUUUUGUAGGAAGAGUUCAUACUGGGUGAGGAUUCCUGACCAGUAGAGAGUGCUGAUGCCUACAAGAACUCUGGUGUGACCAGCGUGCCUACAGGUAUACACCCACUAAAGUAAUCUAGUGUCACUGUGGUGACCACACAGUAGCCUCUGAUCUAGGGAAAAUGUUUAUUAGGUCCUGUUCCUUUACAAGUAGACAGCUGGCAGCAGUUACCAACAUCAGCAUGCACAGAUUGAAGCACUCUUUCCACCAGCAAAAUCAGUGAAAAUUUGCCUUGCCUUCCCUCAUAGCUUAGGCUUAUCCCAUGACCAUGAGCACUGAGGCUUGUGAGUGCACAUACUGCAGCCCAUCUUCUAGGACUAGGACACAACUAGGGCAAUGCCACUUGUCAGGUUAAUGAAUCACUUUCUUCCAUUUUCCAUUCCUUGAUCAAAAAAAAAAAAAAAAGUUAAGUCAGAAAUUCAUUUUUAUUAAAAAACCACUUGGAAACCACUGGUGCCUGUUUACCUCCCUUGAAAUCUUGGAAAUCUCCUCUCCUAAUGACCUGUAACUGCUGGAGGCCAAAUGAAAGUAGAUAUUGUAGAGAGAAAGGCAUGCAAACACACACCUUCACCUGUUUCCCCAAGCAAAGCUGUAAAAAGUGUGGAGGGGAUCAGGAUGUGCAACACCAAUAAAGCCUUCUUUAGGCAAGCACAGACACAGAGCUCAGGGUGUUCAUGCUGUUCCAGACUGUUUCUCCACACAGUGCAGGCUGGAAAAUGUCCCCCAGUUAUUUCUACUUCGUGCUUUUAAGUAGGAUCUGUAACAUAUUGAAGGACCUAAAGGUAAGGGAUAAAAAUCUAUCCUGUCUUGUAGCAAGAUCCUUGAGCAGUUCAUUGUUCUUCCAAAAAUCUAUGUCUUUUUUUGCUCUGAAUUAGCUGACUUCAUUUUCUGUUGGAUCUUGUUCUGCCUGUUUCAGAAAGACUGAGUAACUCUCUACUAUCAAAAUUCUUCUUUCCCUUUUUGGUGCUUGCAAGUCAUCAUUGUAUCACAUUAAAUAGACCGGUCUUUGAUCUGUAAAGUGCUCCAUGCUGACCUCACUUGUAGAUCUUGACUCUACUUCCUUGAAAUUUUUUACAUCCUUUGAAAUUUGGACACCAAAGUUUUCUGGAACAGGUGAUAGUAGAGUCAUUAAUAGUGUAUAUAAAAGUAACACCCUCUGGGUUUUAUUUAUACUCUGUGUUCCUUGUUCAUGUAUCUCAGGACCAGGUCUGCUCACUUAAGAGAACGUUUUGAGACUAUUUUGUCCAGUUGGACUACUGCAACUUGGCCUUUUCUUUUUUCCAGUUCCUGCAUUCUAGAACAGCUGCUGUCUCACACCGUACAUCAUUGUCUCUUAACAUGAACUGCUUUGCCUUUCAUGUGGCUCCACCGAAACAUGCAGUAUUUAAACAAUAUUCCCCCAAGCAAGUGAUGAAGAUCAACCUGCAAAUGACAUUCCCCCACACUAUCUGACCACUCACCAGGCUUUGGGGGUUUUUAAUCUGCAAAUACAUUAAUACACUGAAAUUCAUCUGGAGGUGGAGUAUUCCAUCUAUUGUUUUUGUCAAAGAUAGGUAGGUGAGAGAUUAAGAGGAGUUUUUGGCCAUGGCUGGAAGACAUGCAGGAGAGGAGCAUAUGAUCAUUGCUGCUUCAGCUCCCCAGUCAGCCCCACUUCAACACAGCCACCUUCCUUGCACAGGGAGUCUUUGUAGCAGAGCAGGUUCCCCAGAGAAGAGUCCCACAUGACCUAGUGCAUCCUUUCCCCCCAUUUAGAGCAUGGAAACCUGCAGAAUGGUAAUUCCUCUCCUGAGAUCCCCUCAUGGAUCUGGCAGCUGUUCAGUAGUAGCUGUGAUGCUGGAACUGGCAGAUACAUUGGGGAGUUUCAGAAAUUGACACAGAAACUUCACGCGGAAGCUGGUGUGGAGAGAAAGUAUGUGCCAGACUGCUUUUCUGAUUGCUGCUCAGAGUUUAUGCCAAAGGAAAAGCUCAAAUACAGAACCUGGAAAAGAACUUCAGAAUGUUUUGUACCCUUAUUGCAAGUUCCAUAGUCUUAAUAUUGUUAGAUCUUGAUUCUAGAGUCAAGUGACCAGCUGGUAUCUUCACUUAUUCUCUCCUGACAUCCUUCUCUUGUUUUUUUCCCCUGGAUUUUAUUAUUUUCAAAGCUGCAAAUGUGACCUGAGCGCAAUCUAAAAUCCCCAAGCUAAGAUAAGUACAAAAUACAUUAUGAUAUUUUUAAACCUUCUGACCUUCUGAGUCAAAUCUCUCCAGAACUCGAAUUUCAAAGGUGAUACCAGAUGUGCCAUUUAAAAAUCACUUGAGCUAGCUGAGGCUCUAAGAACUGGUUGAUUAAAGGAAUCCUAAAAGAGUGAGACCCUGGCAUAUCACUGGCUGUACUUGAACCUUCCCAGAACAGUAUAUUUUCUUUUCUUCUCCUUUCUCCUGCUAUUGCAGGACUUUAUCCAGGAGGCUACUCAAAAUCCUUGGUUAAGGAGUUUACAUUUAAUGAGCAUUCAUUUCUUUGCUACUAUGAUGCAUCUGACCCAGCUAUAUUCUGCUUAAAUGUGUGUUUCAGAACUACCCAAUGCUUAUGUGAAGAACAUUAACAGUAGUGGUCAGAACUGCCAUAUACACCAGUAGUACUAUGGUGUCCUUGUUAAUGCAGUUAUCUGCCUCAUGGAUAAUUAUCUGUGCCUUAUUUAUAAUGUGAUAGCUUUUGGCUUUAUUUUCCAGCCACUGGCUUCUGUACAGUUUUGCUCUUCUGAUUUAAAGCAUCUUUUAGCACCACACAUCCUUGUCUUGCAGGUAUUUGUUCACUGAUCGGCUCUGCUGGGCUGCUGAAACUCCAGACCUUAGAGUCUCCUAGUUUUCCACGGGAAACCCUGAGACACACUGCAACAAAGUGGGAUGACUGUCUCUGGCUUAGGUUCAUGUGUUGAGCAGUUUGGGUUUGGGAAGGUUCAUUGCAGGAGGAUUUGAUAGCUUUGCAGGGUGUGGAAGCAGUCAGUCUGGUCAAUCUGGGACUGCUCACUUGCAUGAGCUCUCAUGUUCACCCAAGGGUCAGCUCUGAGACAAAACUAUUGGUGAGGCCAUGAUCUUCGGGUGUCAGGAGACAAAGCCUCGAUGUCUGCAGCAUACUCACCUUUUGCAGAAAACAGCUAGUCCCCACCACGGGCUCUAAGGACUCUUUGUGCUUUUCCCCAGCACCACCUGCUCUCCUCUGCAUGGGCUCCCUACAGCAAAGCGUGACAGAGCCUUCACUUGAAAGAAAGCUCUCAGAAGUGGGGCCAUCACUGCCUGUGUGUUAAGAGGCUGAUUUGCAGCACUGGUGCUGGCCAGGGCUCCCCAGCAUCUUCAUGAGCAGCUCUCAGCUAGACAUAUGCCCCUUCCUCAUCUGUCCCAAUUUUUCCCAUGCUCUGUGUGCCAUGUAGUACAUGCAGGCUCUGUGGGGCUGCUGGCUGUGCCACAGGGCUCAUCAGCCUGUUGAGAAGGGUCUGAGGGGAGAUAUGCAGAGGAUAGCAGUCCCUUGCCACCAGGGCAAUGCACUUUCUUUUUGUGGCUCAGCCCUAAUGAAAUGGAUCUUUGUUCUGAUGCACAAAUCUCUGUAUCCUUAUUACAAUAAAGACUUCCAAAUUGAUGCCAGAAAA